Manacus vitellinus (golden-collared manakin) is the source of this 2581-nucleotide messenger RNA. RefSeq names its product ETS transcription factor ERG (gene ERG). The transcript has 10 exons. Gene Ontology annotation, cellular component: nucleus. Lineage: Eukaryota; Metazoa; Chordata; Aves; Passeriformes; Pipridae. Gene Ontology annotation, molecular function: protein binding; sequence-specific DNA binding; DNA-binding transcription factor activity, RNA polymerase II-specific. Gene Ontology annotation, biological process: regulation of transcription by RNA polymerase II; cell differentiation. The coding region runs from base 87 to 1553 and encodes 488 amino acids. The record is from RefSeq and is a predicted model, not a curated record.
GCAUCACUACCUGGGACUCCACAGACCUGGGCUUUGCUGCCCAUCCUGCCCUCUGCUCCCUCCCAGCUCCUGGCCACUGUUCCCAAAUGUUUGGUGGUGUGUGUUUGCCCAUCAGCUCAGCCACUGGUGGGGAAGCGUUAUCAGUGGUGAGCGAAGACCAGUCCCUGUUCGAGUGUGCCUACGGAUCACCCCACCUCGCCAAGACAGAGAUGACGGCCUCCUCCCCCAGUGAAUAUGGGCAGACCUCAAAGAUGAGCCCACGUGUCCCCCAGCAGGACUGGUUGUCACAGCCCCCGGCCAGAGUCACCAUCAAGAUGGAGUGUAACCCCAAUCAGGUUAAUGGGUCAAGGAAUUCUCCUGAUGACUGCAGCGUGGCAAAAGGAGGGAAGAUGGUCAGCGGCUCAGACAGUGUUGGGAUGAACUAUGGAAACUACAUGGAAGAGAAGCACGUUCCACCCCCAAACAUGACCACCAACGAACGAAGAGUCAUCGUGCCAGCAGAUCCCACGUUAUGGAGCACAGACCACGUGCGCCAGUGGCUGGAGUGGGCGGUGAAGGAGUACGGGCUCCCGGACGUGGACAUCUUGUUGUUCCAGAACAUCGAUGGGAAGGAGCUCUGCAAAAUGACCAAAGAUGACUUCCAGAGGCUCACCCCAAGCUACAAUGCAGACAUCCUCCUGUCACAUCUACACUACCUCAGAGAGACUCCUCUUCCACAUUUGACUUCAGAUGAUGUUGAUAAGGCCUUACAAAACUCUCCACGGUUAAUGCAUGCUAGAAACACAGGAGGUGCCACUUUUAUUUUUCCAAAUACAUCAGUUUAUCCAGAAGCAACACAAAGAAUUACAACCAGGCCAGAUUUGCCUUAUGAGCAAGCCAGGAGAUCAGCAUGGACGAGUCACACCCACCCCAGUCCUCAGUCAAAAGCUACUCAACCAUCAUCCUCAACAGUUCCCAAAACAGAAGACCAACGUCCUCAGUUAGAUCCUUAUCAGAUACUUGGACCGACCAGCAGCCGACUUGCAAAUCCAGGGAGCGGGCAGAUCCAGCUAUGGCAGUUCCUGCUGGAGCUCCUCUCGGACAGCUCCAACUCCAACUGCAUCACCUGGGAGGGCACCAACGGGGAGUUCAAGAUGACGGACCCCGACGAGGUCGCCCGGCGCUGGGGCGAGCGGAAGAGCAAACCCAACAUGAACUAUGACAAACUCAGCCGCGCCCUCCGCUACUACUACGACAAAAACAUCAUGACCAAGGUCCAUGGCAAGCGCUACGCCUACAAAUUCGACUUCCACGGCAUCGCCCAGGCCCUCCAGCCUCACCCCCCGGAGUCCUCCAUGUACAAAUACCCGUCAGACCUCCCCUACAUGAGCUCCUACCACGCGCACCCUCAGAAGAUGAACUUUGUAGCUCCCCACCCCCCUGCUUUGCCCGUGACAUCGUCGAGCUUUUUCGCCGCCCCGACUCCCUACUGGAAUUCGCCAACUGGAGGGAUCUACCCCAACACCAGGCUGCCAGCUGCUCAUAUGCCUUCUCAUCUUGGCACCUACUACUAAGCGUGGGGUGGGGUGGGGGAAAAGAAACUCCAGAAAAAGCAAAGACACUUCUCGCUGGGAUGAAGGAAUCGCAGCGAACUCUGUGGGAGUACACGAAUUCAAAGUGCCUAAAGAGACAAGGGAAGGUUUGGCUGGGAAAAAAACCAUUUUAAAAAUAGAUGUCAAAAAGACUCUUUGUAGUAGGGAUUUAAAGGAAAUAUCCAAGAAGUAUUAAGAUACUAAAAUGUAAUGUAUAUGGGCAUCGACUCUGUGGACCAAACAACAAUAGACUAUUGUAGGUGAAAGCAUGAAAUGAUAAGGAAAACCUACGGAAGCUGGUGGUCUUAAAAAGUUGAUAAGCUUAUGUGUAAAGUUUGAUACCUUGCUAGUGCAAAACUGGGACUAUACUACAGCAAUAUAAGGAUAAGUCUAUAGUGACCUAACAUACAAUAUAUGGAUCAUUAAAAAAGAGGAGGGAAAAGGGAAAAAAAAAAAAAGGAAAAAAACCACACCUGUCUGUAUUUAAAAAAUAGAAACAUAUCAACAGAAGAGACUGGUUAAUGUGGAAGCUGAUUUGGAAAAUAGCUGCAUUGUUUUACUUAAAAGCGAAUGAGUUCCAUUCAUUGGAGGGAAUCAGCUACUCAAACUGUGAAGACAACCCAAACUUUCAGAUUCCUUGACAGUAUUGCAGGAACCCUGAGCCAAACAUUGGAAAUGAGAAUGUGCUGAAGGGCGAGUGUAUGAUUGUAGAUCAGAGGCCUGUACCUGACAGAGGAAGCAGGAAGGAGAAGGGGAGGGAUGAAGGUGGUGAGAAUGGGAGAAAAGAAACUUCUUCACCAGCAGAGACUGAAAAGACUGAAAAACUCAGUAGCGUUGGGGACUGUGAAGAAACACUUGUUUGGACUUGUGAAACGUAUUGCUCAGUAUUAUACCAUUCCCAGUAUUUCAGGUGGAACAGACUUGAUUUCCUAGUAAAAAAAAAAAAAAAAAGGCAGGAAAAGGGAAAAGCAGAAGAAUUCAGAAAUCAGAACACGCAUCUCUCUCACUCU